AUGACAUGUAAUCAACUACUGACCCGCCAACAGUACGCCUACCAGCCCGGGCGCUCGACGGUUGACGCCGCGCGCGACGUGGUGGCGCGCGUUCUCCAGCACCUCGACGACGGGCGUCAAGUCGCAGCCGUAUUCUGCGACUUGUCGCGUGCCUUCGAGAUGAUUGACCACGCGCUUCUACUAGACAAGUUGUCACGCUACGGCUUCACUGGCAGUUUCUAUGAUACUAUAGCCUCGUUUUUGAAUAAUCGUAGACAAUGCACCUGUGUCCACAAUUCGAGGUCACAAAUGGAACCUAUAGGCAGUUGCUCCGUUCCUCAGGGCUCCUCGACGGGCAAUAACCUGUUUUUAGUAUUAAUUAAUGACAUCACAUCCGCCUGCGAUGAUCCAGAGUACGUAAUGUUCGUGGAUGACACGUGCAUCAUUGUUAACGCUGACAACAUUGAUCAACUAAAAUCCACGUUAUCGAUGAUAAUGCUCAAAAUGUCUCGAUGGUUUUCUGCUAACGGGAUGUUACUCAACGUAGACAAAACUAACAUAAUACACUUUAAACUAAAAAAUAAAGAUAAUACUCAACUAGAUAUCUCAAUAAACAACGUCACUGUCCCACAGGUCCAGGAGACUAGGUACCUCGGGUUUAUUAUUGACUCAGGAUCAGGACUGACCUGGGCUCCCCAUAUUGAUCAAAUAUGCAAUAAAGUGGCCUCGGCAUGCUUUGCAUUGUCUAGGCUUGCCCCUACGUUAUCUACCAACAAUCUCAAAAAAUCAUAUUUUGGAUAUUUUCAUUCUAUCCUCAUACAAGGAAUGGAUCUAUGGGCCACAUCUGCUGAUCGAGAUAGACCAUUUAAACUACAGAAGCGAGCAUUACGAAUCAUUGCUAGAAAAACGGCCGACCACCCGGCUAGGGAUCUGCUCAGACACUUCAAAAUCUUGACGCUGCCCAGUGUAUACAUACUAACUGCAUGCCUAUACGUCAGAGCUAAUAAGCACAACUACUCAGCGUACGGUAUUAGAAGCGAUAGAUGUCGCGCCCGAAAUCUACUCGCGCCCCCGCGUCGACGGUUGGCCAAAGCCCGAGCAUCUCUCAGCGUCUUCGGGCCUAAAAUAUAUAAUAAAAUUCCAAUUGAUAUUAGAAAUGUAGGCAGUGACACAAUUUUCAAAAAUAAAUUAAAGGCUUUACUUAUUAAAUUAGCCUGUUACGAUAUAAACGAACUCGAAAUACCUAAGGGAUAA
Messenger RNA from Cydia pomonella (codling moth), 1233 nucleotides. RefSeq lists its product as uncharacterized. The transcript has a single exon. The record is from RefSeq and is a predicted model, not a curated record. NCBI's taxonomy places the organism in Eukaryota, Metazoa, Arthropoda, Insecta, Lepidoptera, Tortricidae. Bases 1 to 1233 code for a protein of 410 amino acids.